GCCUACCUCGCAGGCUUCGAUACUGAGACCAGUUUCGAUGAGGAGGUGGAGCUCUUGCGCUGUGAGAAGGACUUGGUGGAAGCCGCGGUCGAUCUGGGCACCACCACAUCCGCUGAAGACGACCUGUUGACCACUGACGCGGACUUCGAUGAUGAGGACGACGCUCGUGGUGUCAACGAGAGUCUUGUGUCGCUGGUGCCAAAGUACCAGCCCUUGCGCCGCAGUGUGGCGAAUGCUGUGAUCGAAGAG
This is a messenger RNA of Cladocopium goreaui, 249 nucleotides long. Lineage: Eukaryota; Dinophyceae; Suessiales; Symbiodiniaceae. The record is from the annotation of a GenBank genome assembly.